AUGUUUGUUCCAUUCCCGUGUAGAACCUUGAAAACGACGUCGCAGAAGUCGCAUCGUCUCACGAUCUCGCUGACUUUUUGGGGUUCCAAGGUCCGCCCCCGCCAUCCCGUGGCACUCAGCAGGCAAAGCAACGAGCCAAGGCUUUCUUCGAAGCUUAUUCUCCAGCUCCGUGCCAAAGUUCUUCCUCCGAUUUUAGCUCUUAAUCGAGAAACAAAAGCAUUAUGGCGGCGGCAUCUUCGUCUUCAACGUCUCCCAAAACGACGACGGAGAGGAGAGGAAUUCCGGGAGCUCAAUUCGUUGAAGAUGUCGAGACUUAUCUCUCUCAAACAGGCCUUGACGUCAACUCUGCCCUGGCUUUUCUCCAAGAAAGGCUUCAGCAGUAUAAGUUGGUUGAGAUGAAACUUCUUGCUCAACAACGAGAUCUUCAGGCAAAAAUCCCUGAUAUUGAGAAAUGCUUGGAUGUGGUUGCCACUUUACAAGCUAAGAAGGGUACUGGUGAGGCUCUUAUUGCGGAUUUUGAAGUCUCUGAAGGCAUAUAUUCACGGGCUCGUAUUGAAGACAGUGAUUCAGUUUGUUUAUGGCUUGGAGCAAAUGUCAUGUUGGAAUAUUCAUGCGAAGAGGCGACUUCUCUACUGAAAAAGAAUUUGGAAAAUGCUAAAGCAAGUUUAGAAGUUCUUAUAGCUGAUUUGCAGUUCUUGAGGGAUCAAGUGACAAUAACUCAGGUAACUAUCGCUCGUGUGUAUAAUUGGGAUGUUCAUCAACGAAGAAUUCGUCAAGCUGCUGCUACUCCAACAGCUUAAGAUUCAUGAUCUGAGAAUACCACUGCUUGAUACAGAGGAGGAGAGUAUGCUCCUAUCCUCCCUUUUCAUUAGUUUUGUUGAAUGGGUUCUCUGUUCAUUUCUAGUGAUUUAAAAUUUCACUUCAUGGUCUCACCAUAUCCGCACUUUCCAGUCCUACAUUCUGGUUCAAUGAAGUGAAUCUUGUGUGCUUAUGUUGCUAGGAGCAGUGAUGAUUUAUACUACUACUAAAACUUUUGGCUAUAAAAUGUAACAGCUGUCUUCACUGUUAUUGUUAGUUUGCCAGGGGUGUUUUAUUUCCUGUAUCUCUAACAUUCAUCAUAACUUUGUUCAGUUUAGUCGAUGCACUAGUAUUUGAAAUUUGUUUUUGUUUUCUGAAUCCACAUAUUGCAACAUGCUUUUGGUUCAAAUUUGAAACUUGUUAAGAGAAUGAUGAGGUCACAAUCUGGUUUAAUGUGAAAGAAAUUGUCGGCAAAACUGGACCAGGU
This is a messenger RNA of Durio zibethinus, 1285 nucleotides long. Its product is annotated as prefoldin subunit 3-like. Gene Ontology annotation, cellular component: prefoldin complex; cytoplasm. NCBI's taxonomy places the organism in Eukaryota, Viridiplantae, Streptophyta, Magnoliopsida, Malvales, Malvaceae. Gene Ontology annotation, molecular function: tubulin binding. Gene Ontology annotation, biological process: tubulin complex assembly; microtubule-based process; protein folding. The record is from RefSeq and is a predicted model, not a curated record.